Molecule: messenger RNA, 6418 nt
Organism: Linum trigynum
Lineage: Eukaryota; Viridiplantae; Streptophyta; Magnoliopsida; Malpighiales; Linaceae
Source: the annotation of a GenBank genome assembly
CUACUCCUAAUAAACUAAAUAAUCCAGUAGAAAGUUUCAUUUUCACUUUAUUAUCUAUAAUAAUGGAAACCGGGAAGCACGAAUCCUAUAUGAAAUAACAAUAUAAUUCCCCUCGUUUCUAGAACAAUAUAACUCCAAACUCCCCCAGUUUCUAGAACCUCAUUUCAAUAAAUAGUAGAAAACUUUAUUUGUUUUUUAGGGAGAGAAUUGGAUUCUAUGUAUAAUUGUGCGGGGAUAAUUUUUUAGCCUGUAGUUCUCACUCGUCUCAUUUUCGAAUCAUAAUAAUUUUUUCUCAAAGAUGAUGAUAUAUAUAGGCCGGUUCAGUCCCUUUCGGUUGUCUCGUUUUCACCUUUUUUUUUUUUUUUAAUAAACUCAAGUAUGCAAAUUUGGUCAGCAUAAAGAGAAAAACUGGAGCAAUUUUUUGUUUUUUGGGUUUUGGUAUUUGUGGGCUAAGUGUUAGAACCAGUUUCAUUAUGUUGAGGAUUAUGUUAAGGAACUGGGUCAGUAUAGGUAGGUUAGUUAUAUAGUGAAAACAGUUAGAUAAUUGAUUGUCGAUUGACAAGGUUGGAGAUUCGAAUUUCCAUUCAUCUAGUCCUCCUGAAAAUUUUCACCGACUACCAAAAGUGGCUGCAAGCACCCCCAGCUUUCUACGUAGCUUCAUCACUGAUCACAACGUCACAUACAGUGUCAAAAUCAACGAGAACUUGUUAAAUUUUCUAGACUGGGAAAUGGAUCAGACAUAACUCUUGCUAACAAAAGGCGACAUCAUUACUCAUCUACUAACAAUUCAUUUGCAACUUUCAAUUCUAAUUAAGCGUCAUUUUCUGCCGGAUUUAAGCACAAAAUACACAUAUAGAGAAUACAUAACGUAUUUCUAACACAUAGGAAAUGAUGUACAUUGAAUCUCGCCUUUUUUAGAGAGAUUUACUAUCCGUAGUUCAUUUUCAAUAUAUAAUCUCCGCAUUAUAUUUUCCAGAUAUUAAUUGUUUAAAAAAUUAUAAUUUUUUAUAUAUACAUACAUUCUUUCCUAAUCAAAGGUUACGAAUAACUCCUAAGACUUUGGGGAUAAUUAUGAAUUAUCGGUAAAGUGAGGUAUGACUUAUGAGUUUGAGUUUCGAAACCAUCUAGAAUCCGAAUAUUCACUUUCGUGUGCCUAAUCCGCUAUUAAGUACACGCGUUCAGUUAAUUAAAAAAAUUAUUUAGCGGGGUUUCUCGUAAAAACAAAAUCAACCAAAAUCGUCGAGAAACGGGAAGAAACAAAACUAAAAAGAGAAGAAAAAAAAAGACCGAGUCAGUGAGUGAGGAGAGGAGAUCUCGUCGUCUCGUCACCAACUUUUACGCGCCAACUAAGACCCAGCUGGCACCCCUCCCUCCUCCGGAUUCUCCUCAUAUCCGACCCGACCCGUACAGCGUGGCAGUCUCACGAGCGCGCCACCGUCACGUCACACCCCCCAUCCACGUCACCAAUGUGGCCCCCACUUCAAACUCUCCUGUCUCUGUCCUCGUUUGGCGGACCCACGGGUUUGCCUCAAGAGGCGCGAAAAUAUCUGACGUGUACUCCAGCGCGUGGAGUCCGUGUGGACGAAAACUCGCUGCCCUCCUCACCGAGUUCCGACUCGCAUAAAAAAGCGCUCGCUUCGCUUCCUUCUAUAAAAGCCCUCCCGCCACAAUCGUUUCUUAAUUAGAAGUUCCCGCAGCUCUAUAAUUAGUAAUUAAAAUAGUAAAAAAGGUAAAAGGGAAAGUUAAGCGGAAUGUUAAUUAUUUAAUUUAAAAUCCCACGUUUUCUCUUUUAUUAUCACAUGCUAAUUCAUCAUUACUGAUCAUCUUUAAGUCUUUACUUGAAAUAGUAACCAACCGAUAAUUGAUAGGGCUUUUUUAAGUACAUAAUAAUAAUUCUCUUGAUGAGAUUUAAGUGCGCCCUUAUAACAGAAUAGUUAUCAUUUUAAUUAUCUUAUGUAGGGGUGGUAAACGGUAACCCGGUAAACGGUUUACCGUUUUACCGAACCGAUAAUCGACGGUAAACGGUUUACCGUUUUACCGAACCGAUAAUCGACGGUAAACGGUAAACCGUUUACCGGCGGUAUCGGUAGCCGAGCGGGAAGUUGGGGGAGUCGGUUUACCGGACACGGUAUCGGUAAAUACCGACGCUAAAUCGGUAUUACCAAUACUGAAUCCCCCCUCCCUACUUCCUAGUGUUGCGCUGCGUUUUGUUGCUUUACCCCCAAAAAUAUAUAAUAUUACAUACAUGAAUGUAAGUAUAGGCCUAAAAAAUAUUGUAAAUAAGAGUUAAUAAUAAAUUAUUAAUUAUAAAAAUGAUGAAAAAAACUCAAAAAACUCAAAAUAUUACAACAUCACCCCACUUCCAGAAAUUUGGUUCGGUAAAUAUUUGGUAAACCGACAGAAAAACCGCCCAAAAUCGCUUCUCACGGUAUUUCGGUAAUACUGGUUUGUAACCUUUUACCGGUAAUUCGGUAAUCGGUAAACCGGUUACAAAUCGGUAUCGGUAAUCGGUAACCAGUUUGGCCAACUUCGGUAUACCGAAACCGGUAAAUUCGGUAAACGGUAAAUUGUUUACCGACCGAAUCCCACCCCUAAUCUUAUGUGUCAAAAUAUUCUCAAUUCUUCAUUGUAAGUUGUAACAAUGAAUAUAAAAUGAAUGAAUUUAUUAUUUAUAAAAAAAAUGAAAUGAAUGAAUUAUUCUCAAUUCUUCACUGUAAUCAAUUCUUCAUUGAUCAUCUAAAACUUGUUUGGUAUAGUUUAAAAAAAUAAUUCACCCCCAACAUUCUAACUAAAAAACUAUGAGUAAAAGAUCAUUUUAAUUGUAAUUUUACGUAGGGGUGUGCAACAUUUUGGAUCGUAUUCGAUCGUACAGGACCAAAUCAAUGUGAAUCGAAUCAUACACUAUUUUGGAUCGGAUGGAAUACACUAUUUGUUCAAUCCUAAACCAUAUAUACGAUUAUACAUACGUCGUUCAUUAUGCAUCGUGAUUUUCAUAAAUUUGGUUCGAAUCGAACUGUUGCACACUCCUAAUUUUACACUCUAUUAUCCUAUUAGACAAAUACCAAAAAAUCCGAUAAUUGAGAUAUAAUUAUAAGUUAAAAAAUAUAUGAAAAUCGAAAUUGUGCCAUAAAUCAUGCGCCACUCUCCUCCUCCAUUUGUCCUUGCCCUAGAAAAUAAUUAUUUUCCCUUCUAAAAAAAAGAAACGAAUUUUAACCAAUUUUUGUGGAUAAAUAUUUUGUUCAUCUUUUUGUCUUAUCCAAUGUUAUUAUUAUUAUUCUAAUUAAGGUAACACAUUUAAAAAUUUCAAAAAGCUUUUUUAAUUUAACCUCUCGAUUUAGACGUUCCGUCGUCGUCUCUCUCUCUCACAACCAUAAAACGCGGUCCAAAUCUUCCCAAUAAAAUGCCGUCUGGCUCCAAUUAGGGUUUCUCAUCAUUCCCCCACCUCUUCUUCUUCUUCUCCUCCUCUCCUUCCUUCUCCGCACUUUCCAUCUUCUUCCUCCCGGUCUCUUUCAGCUGCAUCUUCCGAGUUCGAAAUUCUCGUUCCGAUCCCGAUUCCGGCCAAUUCGACCUUCUAUUUAACCUUAAAUGCGGAUUUGAGGGGAAUCGAUUUUCCACGGAUUUCUCCCGUUCUCUUUUCUUCGUGAUUUCCAGCUCCCCAUUUCCGGUUCCCGUUACAGAAUGCCGGCGACUGAUUUCCAAGGAUCGUCGGCUGCAUUCGGGAGGGCACUUUUGAGUCUGCGUCGCGAUCAGGUCCAUUCCAUGGACGGCCACGGCCACAACAGCCACGAGAGCUCCGGUCUCGAGUCGGAGCUCGAAGCGUUUCAGAAAUUGGUAGGGGAGAGGUUCCUCGAUCUCUCAUCGGCUAGAUCUGACGAUUUGCUUUCCCUCGCGUGGAUCCGGAAGCUGCUCGAUGCUUUCCUCUGUUGCCAGGAGGAGUUCAGGCUCAUUUUGUCGAGAAACAAGUCUUAUUGCGGCAAGGCGCCGUUGGAUCGAUUGGUCCACGAUUUCUACGAGCGGAGCGUCAAGGCCCUGGAUCUCUGCAACGCCGUUCGCGAUGGGAUUGAGCAGAUCAGGGAGUGGAGGAAGCUGUUGGAGAUUGUUCUCUGCGCCCUGGAUAACCAGAGGCUUCUCGGGGAAGGCCAUUUCCGCCGAGCGAAGAAGGCGCUGAUCGAUUUGUCCAUCUCCAUGCUCGAUGAGAAGGAGUGCACCGCUGCUUUGGCCCACAGGAACCGAUCUUUCGGCCGGCAUCAGUCUUCUUCCAAGGAUAACCAUCUGCGGGCGCUUGGCCAUUUCAGGUCCUUGUCCUGGAGCGUCUCGCGGUCGUGGUCUGCAGCUAGGCAGCUCCAGGCCAUCGGCAACAACAUCGUGCCGCCCAGAGCCAAUGAGGUUGUGUCUACAAGUGGUCUCGCCAUUGCUGUCUACACCAUGAACUCUGUUAUGCUCUUUGUAAUGUGGGCUCUUGUGGCGGCGAUCCCAUGCCAGGAUCGGGGUUUGCAGGUUCAUUUCUCGAUUCCCAGACACUUCUCCUGGGGUGCCCCUAUAUCCUCAAUGCACGAGAGGAUAUUCGAGGAGUCGAGGAAGCGGGAUAGGAGGAAUGCUUGUGGAUUGUUGAGGGAGAUUUAUCAGAUGGAUAAAUGCUCGAGGGUGCUGUCUGAUUUGGCAGAUUCUGUGCAGUUUCCAUUGCCGGAGGAAAGGGAGCGCGAAGUUAGGGAGAAAGUCCAGGAAUUGGGCCAAAUAUGUGAGGAUUUUAAAGAGGGGUUAGAGCCUUUGGAGAGACAAGUCAGAGAGGUGUUCCAUAGAAUCGUUCAUAGCCGGACGGAAGGGCUUGAUACUCUGGGAAGAGGUAAUCACAACGAUGCACAUUGAAGAAAUUUGGGGAUUGAAGCGACGAGAGAGAUGGCUCACAGUGCAAGCAGUGAAAAUAAAUGGGUAAUGAAAAGAAAGGAGGGUGCUUGUAUUUAUUUACCAUCAUCAGUAUAUGUGUAAAGAAAGGAUUUUUUAGGAUUAUGGCAAAUUGGGGACUUUGGAUCCUGGCUCCUACUGAUCUCCAGCUUGUGUUUUUAUUGUAUAAUCGAUUUUCCUCAGUAAAUUGCUUCUCCCUUUUAGUACCUUGUUUCCUCUGUUGCACUUGGCCUUUGAGAUAGGAAGUGAUAGAUCUUGUUUCGCCUUGAUACAAAGAUGGAAAUAGUCUGUGUUGUUGUUGAACAUUCAGAUUGAGAAACAAGAUAGCCAGAGUAUAUUGUGAAUGAGAGCAAUUCUGAGGUACCUACUUAACCGUUUUCACCUGCGCGUAAGAUAUAACUGUCACUUGUAAAUAUAUGUAUGAUAUAUCUAUCUUCACCAGAAACUUCCUGUUAUGUCUGGAGUUAUAGAUUUUAACAGCAAGGCUAACCUUCACUCUUAGGUGUUCUUUCAUUGAUUGCUCUCAUAUCCCUCACCAGCCUUAUCUUGGCUGUCUCCUGGAGUAGGACAUGGGCAGAUUUUGUUGUUUAUCAUAUCUGUAUGCAGAUAUUCAUAUAACCGGCUGCUGUUAAUGCUAAUCAAACUCUCUUCUGUUCAGAACAUAUGCAGAAGAAGUACUAAUAAUUUGUUUAUUGCCUCGUGUCCUGACUCCUGACCAUUCUUAAUAAACUACUGCAAAGUAUGGAGUUUGUGUUCGCCGUCAUGGGGACAUUGUGCAUCGCUGGGUGCAGAGGUCAAGGUCCAUACUUAGUCUAUCCUGAUUAUAGAUAGCUGUGUGUGUUCUGACUUUGACUUUCUCCCAUGUGGAAAUUCUUCUUGGGGUUCAGUCUAACUUAUGCAUCUUCGUUCAAAUGAUACAGAAGUGGUGUUUGGUUUCUUUCUUCUUACAUGGUGGAAGGAGUCUCCAAUGGCAGCCAUGUGAGCUUUGACUUUGACUCAGUCUCAGCUUCUGUGCCCACUCAUAAAUGGGAGGGAGGCAUGUAACUGAAACAUCUAUCUGCAAACUGUUGUGAUGCUUUGUUUAUUGUUAAUAUUAUGGUUUGUUGACCCCUGUUAUCGUGAUCCUCUCUCUUAUGUGUUUUCAGAUUUUCUUAAUGCUUCAAUUGCCGAAGAACUUGGGACCUGUAUCAUAGCCUUAACAAGUGCUGCUGCUGCUGGCUGGUUGUAAUGUAACGAUCAGCCUGCAUUAUUUUAAACUGCUGAUCUGUAGUGUUUUGAUACUCUGGCAUGAGGGUUGAAGACAUUCCUAGAUUGACCAGCACCAGAUUGUUGUUAUUAACUGUCACAUGGAUGGAAAUGGGCUUGAAGAAGGGAGCAUGGCAUCCAAGUUGACAGGAAUUUGCUGUUUUAGCUGUCGGCGGUGUGUGGAAGAAAUGCUUCAUGAGAGAUAUGUUUAUUCUUGGCCAUGUGAGGCAGUAACGUGCAGUAUGCCAUUCAGUAAAGUAUAUACUUAUUU